AUGGUCGGGAGAAACAUGACACAGCCAGAGUUUGCCUAUGGUUCGUCCGGUGCCUCGGCCGGCAUCUGGAACACAUCGCGGAGUGCGAUCUACAACGAUUCAUACCCUUCUGGGGGCUAUGAAGGUGUCAAAGCAGGCUACAGGCCCAGCAGCAUGGUUCGUCCUCAUGAGACUUCUUCCACUUUCAGUCUGCCCUCCACCGGCUCCAUCCCCAAGGCUAGCCAUGUGCCUCGAUCGGAUUCCAUGUACAACACAUCCCCUGUGUUCAGCCCCCAACCACCAUCCGCGGCCUUUGUCAACUCCCCGCCAGGCUUCGGGUCCUACACUGCUGUGAACGCUCAAGGCUGGGACCAGUCCGGCAAGUUCUCACCCGCGGAUUCACUCGAGGACAUCAUGGCGUCGUCGAGCCCCUCGGAUUACUCUCCAGACCACGGCCCGGGAUCUUCGAUGCCCAGCAAGUCCAGUAAGCACCACCAGAAGGGCCGGUCGCAGCGGCGGCCUUCCAACAGGGACGAGUUUGACGGACCACACCAGUUUCUACAGCGUCCGCCGCCGGACUAUGUUGCCAUGCAGGAGAGGGAGCUCCCUCAUCUCCCGACGAACCUGUUGGUGCAAGAGCAGGACAGUGUCCUGGCCCAGGUCAAUGAUCGUCUGUCCCAGUGUGCAUUUGAUUUCGUGGCAAAGUACCAGUUCCCCAUCCCGCUCACGCAGGACAUGCGACCCGUGGAGCGCCCGCAGGACCGGGAGUGGACCGAAUGGGUGCAUCUUCUCAAACGACUGGCCACCAAGAGGCGGAUCCCCGCCCGUGUCUUGUACAAUGGCCAGAUCAAGCAGUUUGUCACCAUCCUGGAGAACUCGCUGGAGAUGAGGCACGCCGCCAAGCACCAGUCUCGGCCGCUCAAGGAUGAUAGGAACAUUCUUCAGCUCAUCUCGGCCGGCAUCCAGGUUGCCAAGAUCCUCAAGGAUGCCCAAGCCAUGGACUAUCUGGACAGACUAUACGUUUCUACGGAGCAACAAAUCCAGGACCGCGCUGCCGCAGUUCGGUACCGAGUAUAA
Messenger RNA from Thyridium curvatum, 1056 nucleotides. RefSeq lists its product as uncharacterized. The record is from RefSeq and is a predicted model, not a curated record. The coding region runs from base 1 to 1056 and encodes 351 amino acids. Lineage: Eukaryota; Fungi; Ascomycota; Sordariomycetes; Thyridiales; Thyridiaceae. The transcript is spliced from 3 exons.